CAACUCUAAUUUUUUCCAACCGGUGUCUGGUGUGUUGGUUAUUUUCUAUUUCUAAGCGUUUGGAAAAAAACUAUUAACUGAGUUUAUAAUAUAAAAAUGGAAAACGACAUAUUUGACUCACUUGGCGACUUAGGAUAUGACGGCCCAUUAUCUGAUCCUGAUGCAUUCUCAAAAGCUAUUGACGAUGGACUCAAGUCUUUGGACUUUAUUAAACUCGUAUGCGAAUUGGCUGGAGAACUGAAAACAUUAUGUAAAGUAGAAGAAUCAGUUAAUACGAUUAAUAGUUUGGAGGAAACAAGCUCUUUUAUGUUGGAAUUGAGUUCCUUUCUCAAAGAGUUAGGUUGUCCAUACAGAGGAUUGAUUUCAGGACAUAUGUCAUCUAGAUUACAGACAAAAGAAACAAGAGUGACGUUACUUGACUAUUUGAUAUCGGAGAUAAUGGCUGCUAGGAUGGUCAGUGUUGAUUGUCCAAAUGAAAACCAACCACCAAAUAUGGAUAUUGUUAUGCAAGAAUCUCCGACCGCUAAAGCAUUGAAAGAAAUAUUAAUUGCUUUGAAAUUUAACAAACCUCCACCCAAUAUUACACCAGAGGUGCUGUUCUCUAAACUGGAAGCAAAAUUAAAGGAAACUAUUCAAAAAGAAGGUCAGCAGUUAGUCGGGAAGCCAUUGUAUAACAAAGCGUUGACUGAGAAAGAUUGGAAAGAGUUGGAUAAUAUUUUCACCGAGAUGUAUGAUGAAUAUAGAUUGAGACGGGAAACUUUAAUAUCUAGGCUGGAAUGUACUAUACAAAGUUUUGAGUGGUCAGAUCGUCUCAAAGGUAAAAAGGAUCAAAUGCAAGCAAUAUAUAGACCAAAACGUGAGCAGAUGAAAGUUAAACCGGAGGUGAAACUUUGUGAUUUUCUUGCUGCGAGAACAUCAUUAUUACAUGUUGAUAAAACUUCCAGCGCUAAUGUAAGGAAGAAUACACAGUCUGAAGUCAACAAAGUCAUCAUUGGUCAGGUACCUGACCGAGGUGGUCGUCCCAAUGAGCAACAGCCCCCACCUCCGGAGAUGCCAUCUUGGCAACAGAGAUCUGCGCCUCAGGGUGGUCGUGGUGGUGGUCAGAGAGGUGGACGUGAUGGCAGUGGAGGGGGACGCGGCAGGGGAGGGGGCGGCAGGGUACAAGGCGGCUACAAUCAGGGACAGCAGGAUCAAAAUAGGUCAGUUAGUCAACUUACACAAUUAUUUAUAGCUAUUAAAAAUUCUGAGAAGAAAUUCAAAGAUAUGUGUGAAGUCAACCCGCACUUGGUUGAUGUAAAUCUUGCUUAA
Messenger RNA from Papilio xuthus (Asian swallowtail), 1308 nucleotides. RefSeq names its product protein FAM98A. Bases 97 to 1308 code for a protein of 403 amino acids. The transcript is spliced from 9 exons. NCBI's taxonomy places the organism in Eukaryota, Metazoa, Arthropoda, Insecta, Lepidoptera, Papilionidae. The record is from RefSeq and is a predicted model, not a curated record. Gene Ontology annotation, cellular component: tRNA-splicing ligase complex.